Molecule: messenger RNA, 1791 nt
Organism: Zymoseptoria tritici IPO323
Lineage: Eukaryota; Fungi; Ascomycota; Dothideomycetes; Mycosphaerellales; Mycosphaerellaceae
Exons: 1
Coding region: 1-1791 (596 amino acids)
Biological process (GO): branched-chain amino acid biosynthetic process
Cellular component (GO): mitochondrion
Molecular function (GO): dihydroxy-acid dehydratase activity
Source: RefSeq, a predicted model, not a curated record
AUGGCCAACAAGCAGGACCCCCCAAUCCCGGAAGAACCUCGCUACCUGCACUUCAAAAACUCCCAACCCGGCUCAGGCCUCAAUCGCUUCUCCUCCACCCUCACUCGCGAACAUGACUACCCUGCCGCUCAAGCAAUGCUCUACGCAGCCGGCGUACCCAACGAGCACGUCCUCAAAACCUACCCGCAAGUCGGCAUCGCCUCGGUCUGGUGGGAGGGAAACCCGUGCAACACCCACCUCCUCGACAUUGGCAAGGAAGUCAAGCGAUGUAUCGAGAAGCAAGAGAUGUUAGGCUGGCAGUACAACACCGUGGGUGUGAGUGAUGGCAUCGCAAUGGGCAGCGAGGGAAUGCGAUUCAGUCUGCAGACUCGGGAGUUGAUCGCAGAUAGCGUAGAGACAGUGACAUGUGCACAAGCUCACGACGCAACCAUUGCAAUCCCUGGUUGUGACAAGAACAUGCCCGGGGUCAUCAUGGGCAUGACCCGCCACAACCGUCCUUCACUCAUGAUCUACGGCGGAUCAAUCAACCCGGGCUACUCCAAACUCCUCAAAAAACCCAUCAACAUCGCCUCUGUCUACGAAGCCCACGGAGCCUACAUCUACGACACCCUCAAAAACCCCUCCGACCCUUCUCAAACCAAAGAAGACCUCCUCAAAGACAUCGAACAAAACGCCUGUCCUACCUCCGGCGCUUGCGGCGGCAUGUUCACCGCCAACACCAUGGCCACAGCAAUCGAAACACUCGGCCUCACUCUCCCGGGCUCCUCCUCCACACCCGCCACAUCCCCUGCCAAAAUGCGCGAGUGCGCCAAAGCGGCAGAAGCCAUCAAAAUCUGUAUGGAACAAAACAUCCGUCCCCGCGACUGCCUCACCAAACCCGCCUUUGAAAACGCUCUGGUCAUGAUGAUGGCCCUCGGAGGUUCCACCAACGGCGUGCUCCACCUCCUCGCCAUGGCAGGAACCGCAGAAAUCGACCUCACUCUCGCCGACUUCCAGCGGGUCUCCGACAAAGUCCCUUUCAUCGCGGACAUCGCCCCAUCAGGGAAAUACCUCAUGGUCGACCUCUACGAAAUCGGCGGCAUCCCGUCCGUUCAAAAACUCCUCAUCGCCGCGGGUCUCCUCAACGGAAACACAAUCACCAUCACCGGCAAGACUCUCGCGCAAAACGUCGAGUCCUGGCCGAGUUUAAAGCAAGGCCAGGAAAUCAUCCGCAGUUUAGAUGAUCCCAUCAAACCCACCGGACACCUCGAAAUCCUGUACGGGAACCUCGCGCCCAAUGGCGCCGUGGCGAAGAUAACGGGGAAAGAAGGGAUGGUCUUCACCGGCAAGGCGAGGGUGUUUAAUAAAGAACACGAACUCGACGACGCCCUCAACUCUGGCUCGAUCCCCAGGGACGAGAACCUCGUGUUGGUCGUCCGCUACGAAGGACCGAAAGGUGGACCCGGUAUGCCAGAACAACUGAAAGCUUCCGCUGCCAUCAUGGGCGCGGGACUCACCAACAUAUCCCUCAUCACAGACGGGAGGUAUUCCGGUGCGUCGCACGGUUUCAUCGUCGGGCAUAUUUCACCAGAGGCGGCGGUGGGGGGACCGAUUGCGGUAGUGGAGGACGGGGAUGUGAUUACGAUUGAUGCGGAGAGGAAUGUGAUUGAGAUGGAUGUAACACCUGAGGAGUUGGAGGGGAGGUUGAAAGGGUGGAAGGCGCCGAGGAUGCCGGUUACGAGGGGGGUUUUGGCGAAGUAUGCGAGGUUGGUGGGGGAUGCGAGUACGGGAGCUAUGACGGAUUUGUUUUGA